Suillus plorans is the source of this 330-nucleotide messenger RNA. RefSeq lists its product as uncharacterized. Lineage: Eukaryota; Fungi; Basidiomycota; Agaricomycetes; Boletales; Suillaceae. The record is from RefSeq and is a predicted model, not a curated record. The transcript is spliced from 2 exons. Bases 1 to 330 code for a protein of 109 amino acids.
AUGGGCUUCGGCACAUAUCUGGCAGAUGAUUCGCUUGAUAAAGGGACUAAUAUUUCACCGGAAGAACACCCUUUAGAUAUGGGUUUCGAGAUGGAUCCGGUACGUGUUGAUCCGGAUCAGUCUUUCGCCGUCAGUCGACAGGAUCCAGUUGGAUAUGUAAUUCAACGGGCUGUAGGUGAUUUGCGCGAGGCAAUGCACCGGUUGCAGAUUGACCGGGCUGGUAAUGCAAUGUCGCCGGACGAAGCCUUUGCUAGAGAGCAAGUUCUUGACUGUACACAAGAGUUAUUGUUGGCAUGUCAACUGAUGUCGAUAUCUCGACUUUCAACGUGA